Molecule: messenger RNA, 964 nt
Organism: Anarrhichthys ocellatus (wolf-eel)
Lineage: Eukaryota; Metazoa; Chordata; Actinopteri; Perciformes; Anarhichadidae
Product: transcriptional regulatory protein AlgP-like
Exons: 8
Coding region: 39-719 (226 amino acids)
Source: RefSeq, a predicted model, not a curated record
GAGGAGAAACAGCUCACAGCGAUACAGAAACGGAGACGAUGUCGUUGCGGAAUUUCGAGACAAAGUGGAAAACAAACCUGACCUCCAUCCUGGAGCAGCUGAGCCAGCCAGAAUUCAGGAAGUUGAUGUCCGAUCUGGACAAAAUCCCUCAAGUUCGGAAGGCGGAGAAGCCAAGAGAAGAAAUGCCUGAUGUCAUCAUCCAGGUGUACGGGACCGAAGGGUCCAUCUCUGUGAUGGAUAAAGAAAUGAAGGUCUUACAGAGGAUGGACGCUCGAGUCCAGGAGCCGCUGAAGCGCUCUGUGGAGGAGCUGAAGAAACGACGACAGAAAAUAAAAGAGGCGGCGAAAAAACCUGCAGCUGAAUCAGCAUCAGUGGCCAAGAAGUCAAAACCUGCAGCUGAAUCAGCAUCAGUGGCCAAGAAGUCAAAACCUGCAGCUGAAUCAGCAUCAGUGGCCAAGAAGCCAAAACUUGCAGCUGGGACGUCGAGCAAACCUGCAUCAGCAUCAGCGGCCAAGGAGCCAAAACUUGCAGUUGCGACGUCGAGCAAACCUCCAUCAUCUGCAUCAGUGGCCAAGAAGCCAAAACCUGCAGCUGGUCUGAAGAGCUGCCAACCUGUCAAGAUGGAUCCUGUUGGAGCCGUGAAGACCAAACAGAAGACAGAAUCCACCAAAUCCACCAAAUCCACCAAGAUGGAUCCUGUUGGAGCCAAGAAGCCCUAACAGAAGAAUCUCUGAAUCUUUGUUCUCUGUCUCUGAAACCAGCUGAACCCACCAACACUUCCACGGUAGCAGCAGAGACAUCUCUGUUCCAUCAAACACUUGUUUAAAAUGCGUUUGAUUCUCCUCUAAAGUCAGCUGUGUUUGUUUAUUUGUUCAAUACAAAAACUGUCAGUCUCUGGUCUUUAAUCAGCUGUUAAAUACUGUGUGUGCAUCAAAUCGUCCAAUAGAGGAACACUCAGCUGGAG